ACACCUGGACAUUGAAUAGUAGAAGGCAUCUACAUUGCGGAUCGCGCCCGAAUUCCCGAAGCCACCUACUGGCGCCCGGCAAGCCUUUGACCCUACUCAACCCUCUCCGCCUCCUCCUGCCUUGCCGCACUCCGAUUUUCACCGCCGCGGCCGCCGUUCCUUCCACGUAGCAGUCCGCCCAUACACAGCACCGAGAGCAUUGAGCGCACUGCUGUCGCCCGGAGCCAUUGCGGCACAACAACGAGAGACUGCGCAGACGUGUAGCAGGCGAAGCUGCUAAGCUGGCAACAUGGCGACCUUCCUAGAGAGUGCAUACAGCUUGGUCCACCAGGACAACGCCGCCGACGUUCCUUCUCAAAAUGACCUCAAGAACUCCUUGGAGAAGGGCUCGGACGAGCAGAAGAUUGAGACCAUGAAGAAGAUCCUCUCCAUCAUGCUCAAUGGCGACCCCCAGACUGGCUUGCUCAUGCACAUAAUACGAUUUGUCAUGCCCUCCAAGUCGAAGCCCUUGAAGAAGCUCAUGUACUUCUUCUUCGAAGUGUGCCCGAAAUAUGACGCCCAGGGGAAGCUGCGUCAGGAAUGGAUCUUGGUCUGCAAUGCCAUCCGAUUCGACUUGCAAGCACCUAACGAAUACGUGCGGGGAAACACAUUGCGUUUUGUGACGAAAUUGCGGGAUGCCGAGCUUGUAGAACCACUUCUUCAGCCCGUCCGGCAAUGUCUCACGCAUAGACACGCGUACGUGCGAAAGAACGCAACUUUCGCGAUCGCAUCCAUCUUCACACAUCUACCCGAGCUUCUUCCAGAUGCUCCUGAUCUUCUCGUCACAUUCCUCGAUGACGAGAACGACGCGACCUGCAAGCGCAACGCUUUCGCCGCUCUCGUUUCCAUCAGCCACGAAAAGGCUUUGGAGUACUUGAGCACGGUCUUCGACUCGAUCCCCAACCACGAUGAGCUGGUUUUGCUCGCCGAGUUGGAAUUCAUUCGGAAAGACGCCCUCACCAACCCAUCGAACAAGGCGCGGUAUCUGCGAUUGAUCUUCGAUUUGCUCGAGUCCAGCGUAUCCACAGUCAUCUACGAAGCUGCGCACGCGCUCACCACUCUCACUUCCAAUCCCGUGGCCGUAAAGGCAGCCGCAGGAAAGUUCGUGGAAUUGGCAGUCAGGGAGCCUGAUAACAACGUGAAGCUUAUCGUUCUGGAGCGCGUGGACCAACUCCGCCAGAAGAACGAGGGUGUGCUAGACGAUCUCACCAUGGAAAUUCUCCGUGUCUUGUCAAGCCCAGACUUGGAUGUCCGGAAAAAGGCGCUCCACAUUGCAUUGGAAAUGGUCACAAGCCGCAAUGUCGAAGAGGUGGUCCUGUUGCUCAAGAAGGAACUGGUGAAGACUGUCGACGAACAAUACGAGAAGAACACCGAAUAUCGCUCACUGCUCAUCUCCGCCAUUCACCAGUCCGCUAUCAAGUUCCCCGAGGUUGCUGCGAGCGUGGUCGGCUCACUCAUGGAUUUCAUCUCCGAUGUUAGCAGCAAUGCAUCAGCCGUGGAUGUUAUUUCCUUCGUAAAAGAAGUCGUAGAGCGUUUCCCAGAUCUCAGGGCCUCCAUUGUCCAGCGACUCGUCACAACUCUGGGCGAAGUCCGCGCAGGAAAGGUCUACCGGGGUGUUCUUUGGAUUAUCGGAGAGUUCUCGCUGGAAGCCAAGGAUAUCCGUGACGCAUGGCGAGGUAUUCGAGCAUCACUCGGUGAGAUUCCUAUCCUGAGUUCCGAGCAGAGGCUGCUGGACGAGGCCUCGGAAGGCAAGGAGCCUGCCGAGCAGGUCAACGGACACGCAAAACCUGCCGCACCCUCAGGGUCUCGCAAAGUGCUUGCAGACGGCACGUACGCGACGGAAAGUGCCCUUACAUCUUCUGCUGCUGCCAAGGCGAAACUCGAAGCCGUCAAAAACUCCCAGAAGCCACCGCUCCGCCAGCUUAUCCUCGACGGCGACUACUACCUUGCGGCUGUGCUAUCUAGCACCCUUACUAAGCUCGUCAUGCGCAUUUCAGAGAUCUCACAGGACACUGCACAGACUAAUCGUCUAAGAGCAGAGGCUAUGCUCAUCAUGAUAUCCAUCAUUCGUGUCGGUCAAUCUCAGUUCGUGAAGACGCUCAUUGAUGAGGACUCCGUUGACCGUAUCAUGUCUUGCGUGAGGUCACUUUCCGAGUUCGCGCAAAAGAAAGAGCUUGAGGCCGUCUACCUCGAAGAUACGCGGAAGUCUUUCAGGAUCAUGGUCCAAGCGGAGGAAAAGAAGCGGGCAGCGAAGGAAGCAUCCGAGAAGGCGAAGUCUGCGAUUAAUGUCGAUGACUCUUUCUCGAUAAGACAGCUUAAAAAGAAAGAUGCAGAAGGCUUGGACGAGGUCGCAGAAGAUCUUGAAAGAGCGACUGGCGGUGACACAGCUACAGAAGAUCUCACAUCGAAGCUUAGCCGGGUGCAGCAGCUCACUGGCUUUUCGGAUCCGGUGUAUGCGGAAGCCUAUAUCAAGGUACACCAGUUCGACAUUGUCCUGGACGUACUGCUAGUCAACCAAACAACCGAAACUCUCCAGAACCUUACCGUGGAGUUCGCUACCCUUGGCGACCUCAAGGUUGUCGAACGACCGCCCACGCAAAACGUUGGCCCGCACGACUUUAUCAAUCUCCAAGCUACCAUCAAGGUCUCUUCGACAGACACUGGCGUCAUCUUUGGUAACAUAAUAUACGAAGGUGAGAAGGGCGUCGACUCCAACGUCGUCAUCCUCAAUGACGUGCACAUCGACAUCAUGGACUACAUCAAGCCGGCCUACUGCACGGAAACUCAAUUCCGCACAAUGUGGACUGAGUUCGAGUGGGAGAACAAGGUUAACAUCAACUCUAAGGCGAAAACACUACGCGACUUCCUUAAGCAGCUAAUGGCAUCAACCAACAUGUCUUGCCUGACACCAGAGGCAAGUAUGAAGGGGGACUGCCAGUUUUUGUCUGCGAACUUGUAUGCCAGGAGUGUGUUCGGUGAGGAUGCGCUGGCCAACUUGAGCAUCGAACAGGAGGGCAGUAACGGACCGAUUACAGGUUUCGUGAGGAUUCGGUCGAGAAGCCAGGGUUUGGCGCUUAGCUUGGGCAGCUUGAAGGGGUUGAAUAAGUGAGCUGCUGUGGCUCACAUGCAGAGGUUCCAGUGAAGAGAGUUUACGAAAUAAGGAUUUAGAUGCGUCGCGUACACUGUACGCUGAGGUGCAUGGUCGAGUGCAAAUCCACAACCAUCGUGGAUGUAGAGAGUAUUGAGAUGUUUGUAGUGUUGAGGUAACUUGAUAUUCAAGGCAUAAAGGCUUCGGCAU
Molecule: messenger RNA, 3337 nt
Organism: Paraphaeosphaeria sporulosa
Lineage: Eukaryota; Fungi; Ascomycota; Dothideomycetes; Pleosporales; Didymosphaeriaceae
Product: coatomer subunit beta
Exons: 8
Coding region: 290-3148 (952 amino acids)
Biological process (GO): endoplasmic reticulum to Golgi vesicle-mediated transport; intra-Golgi vesicle-mediated transport; intracellular protein transport
Cellular component (GO): COPI vesicle coat; cytoplasm
Molecular function (GO): structural molecule activity
Source: RefSeq, a predicted model, not a curated record